AUUUUUUUUUUGUUUUGGAAUGAAAGAAAAAUAAACCCAAAAAAAUCAAAAUCAAAACACUUUACAACACAAUGUUCAUGAUGGAAUGGAAAAGUCUAUUCUAGAUUGUUUGUCAAUACAAUAGUUUUAUCUAAUCUAAUGAACCGAGACCACCUAACCUAACCUGUUUCCGAUAAUUGAAGAAAAUAUAUAUACAUUCUAUGUUGCCUGUUACGGAUAUGGAUAUAAACAUCAUUGAUCAAGAAUCAUGUUCAAAAUUAAUUAUGAGUAAUGGUAACUCACUUUAUUCAACCCAAAUCUAUGGCGAUAUUGAUACGAUCAACAAAUUGAAGCAAUCAUCGAGUUUUAAAGCAUUGACUAAUAAAAAACCAUGGCCUGUUAAAAAGCAAAAAUUAUUAAAAGCUAGUACUAGUUCACCGUUCAAACUGAGACCAAUCAUUAUUAAUUCGAAUACAAAUUUUGAUGAUAAUGAUGAAAAAAAUUUGAAUAUUGCUCCAUCAGUAAAUUCUGAUGGUAAAGAAGAAUUUCAAUGUCCAAUAUGUAAAUUUUCAUUUAGCAGACUUUAUGAUUUAAAACGUCAUUGUCGUACACAUACUGCUGAUAGACCAUUUGGAUGUAAAUAUUGUGGUAAUAUGUUCAAAAGAAAGAAAACAUUGAAAUUACAUAUUCGUAUUCAUACUGGCGAGAAACCAUAUCGAUGUCCAAUUUGUAACUAUUCAUCAACACAAUCACAAAAUGUUUACAAACAUAUUCGAAUACAUACGGGUGAAAAACCAUUCAAAUGUGAUCAAUGUAACAAAAGAUUUUCGGAAAAACAAGGCCUAAAACUUCAUAGUACCAUACAUGAUUCGAAACAAUUUCGAUGUAAAUAUUGUCCAAAUUUUUACAGCCGUCGUGAUACAUUACGUGCUCAUAUGUAUGAAAAACAUAAAACCGAACGGGAUCGUGAAUAUGAAGCUAUUGUUGCUGAAGUGAUUGAAUUGAAUUCAUCAAAAUGAUUGAUUAUUUCGUUUGCUUUUUGAACAUUUCUCAUUUAUUGAUAAUCGUGUAUUGGAAAAAAAAUUUCUUGUAUCCAAA
This is a messenger RNA of Dermatophagoides farinae (American house dust mite), 1077 nucleotides long. RefSeq lists its product as uncharacterized. NCBI's taxonomy places the organism in Eukaryota, Metazoa, Arthropoda, Arachnida, Sarcoptiformes, Pyroglyphidae. The record is from RefSeq and is a predicted model, not a curated record. Gene Ontology annotation, cellular component: nucleus. Gene Ontology annotation, biological process: regulation of gene expression.